Mastomys coucha (southern multimammate mouse) is the source of this 549-nucleotide messenger RNA. RefSeq names its product lipocalin 10 (gene Lcn10). Lineage: Eukaryota; Metazoa; Chordata; Mammalia; Rodentia; Muridae. The record is from RefSeq and is a predicted model, not a curated record. Gene Ontology annotation, molecular function: small molecule binding. The transcript is spliced from 6 exons. The coding region runs from base 1 to 549 and encodes 182 amino acids.
AUGAAGCUGGAGAUGGCCUUGGCCAUAGCCCUAGUCCUGGCUGUGGUGUCCUGGACACAGGAGUUUUUCCCUAAGGAGGCCCAGACCCUCAACUGGAGCAAGUUUUCAGGCUUCUGGUACAUUAUUGCCAUCGCCACAGACACCCAGGGGUUCCUACCGGCUAGAGACAAGAGGAAGCUGGGGGCAUCUGUGGUCAAGCUGCACAAAACAGGCCAGCUCAGGGUGGUCAUGGCCUUCAGCCGGCCUCGGGGAUGCCAGUCCAGGGAGGUGACUCUGAAGAAAGACAGGAAGAGACCUGUGUUCAGGAAUACCCUCAAGGGGGUAAAGGGCUUCCAUGUGCUGUCCACUGACUACACAUACGGCCUGGUAUACCUCCGCCUGGGGCGUGCAGGCAGCAACUACAAGAGCCUGCUGCUUUUCAACAGACAGAACAUCUCUAGCUUCUUCAGUCUGCGAGAAUUCCUGGACACAUGUCAUGUUCUGCAGCUCGCCAAGCAGGCCACCAUCCUUCCGAAAGACGAUUCCUGUGCACACACGAUCCUGCCUUGA